UUUUGCAAAUAAAUCAGGACUUGCUCAUUUUUCAACUUAUUUGCCAAGUAGUGACUGAUGCUAACGACAAGAUUAUAUAAUGUUUAAAAAAUACACAUAAUUUUUGCGCUCCAGAUUGUGCAAUUUAAGUAGGACUACAGGACCCACAAAUCUUUUGUCACAACCAGGAAGUGCAUGAACUGAGUCCUGAAACAUACAGUAAUCUCAUUAGAAAGGAAAGAGCGCUGUUUUUUUUUUCAGGAUCACGCUGAUGUUUUCCGUAACGUGAAGCGGUCACUUUAUUGGAUCUUUGGAAAUGCGUCCGUGGUCGUUGAGUAACAUAAUGUAAACAAGAAUCAUAUCUUCAAACAAGUCGAACAAGUUGUAUAACUGGUUUUGGACAUACGUGUCUCCCAUUCAUUCAUACUGUCUUUUUUUAUUACCGAGGACUUCCGAUGUUGUGUACAGACUUAAAGUACUGGUGCCAGUGCUCAAAAUGAGGUGGAUCACCUUUUUCGUGGUGGGACUGACUGUCCAUGUCGUCUUCUUUCUGUCCAUCUUUGAUAUCUACUUCACCUCUCCUUUGGUCCAUGGGAUGACACCCAUGACCACACCUUUGGCUCCACCUGCCUCCAGACUGGUGCUCAUUGUGGCUGACGGCCUGAGAGCAGACAGCUUUUUCACCCUGCUCCCGAACGGCUCAUCCACAGCUCCUUACUUGAGGGCUAUCAUUGAGGAGAGAGGUACCUGGGGUGUCUCCCACACGCGCGUUCCCACGGAGUCUCGCCCUGGUCACGUUGCUCUUAUUGCUGGCUUCUACGAGGAUGUUAGUUCUGUUGCUAGAGGUUGGAAGGAGAAUCCUGUGGAAUUUGACUCUGUGUUUAAUGAGAGCAGGCAUACCUGGUGCUGGGGCAGCCCGGAUAUUCUGGCCAUGUUCGCAAAAGGGGCGAGUGGAGACCAUGUGUACACCCACGCCUAUCCGGCAGAAGAACAGGACUUUGCCUCCACGGAUGCAUCCAGGCUAGACAGCUGGGUGUUCACUCAAGUCAAAUCACUUUUUCAAUCAGCCAAGUCAAACUCCACUCUGAUGGCCAGCCUGCUGCAGGAUCAGAAUGUCUUCUUUCUGCAUCUGUUGGGUAUUGACACCAACGGACAUGCUCACAGACCAAUGUCCCAAGAGUACCAAAACAACAUUGGCCUAGUGGACUCUGGCGUAGCUGAACUGGUGUCCGUAAUUGAAGACUUCUUCGGUUAUGAUGGCAGAACAGCUUUCGUGUUCACGUCUGAUCACGGCAUGACCAAUUGGGGUUCUCACGGUGCUGGUCACCCCUCAGAGACUCUCACCCCUUUGGUGGCUUGGGGAGCUGGAGUACAGACACCACACAAAGUGACUGGCGAUCAAUUUUACCAGGACGGCUAUUUGCAAGACUGGAAAUUGGAGCACCUCAGAAGAGUUGAUCUCAAUCAGGCUGACAUUGCUCCUCUCAUGGCAUCUCUAAUUGGCGUACCUAUUCCUGUCAACUCUGUCGGUGUAUUACCUGUACUAUACCUGAACAACAGCGAUCUGUUCAAAGCAGAGUGCAUGUACACUAAUGCUAUUCAAAUAUUGGAGCAGUUCAAGAUGAAAAAGAAGCAGAAAAAAGAGACAACCUUGUCUUGUCUCUUUACUCCUUAUCAAGCGCUGACUGCGCCGAGGCAAGCAGAAUUUAUUCAGAAAGCAAGAAAACUGAUUGAGCUACAAAAGUAUGAAGAGGCUAUUUCACUCUGCCAGGCUCUAAUAUCCAAUGCCCUUGAAGGCUUGGUUUACUACCACACCUACGACCGGUUUUCCUUGGGUUGCAGCGUCGUGCUGGGAUUUGUGGGGUGGACCUCAUAUGUUGUCCUCGUUAUUUUGAAGACUCAUACAAGUCUUAACAUGCAUCCUGACAUACUCAAACAAAAGCCGGAUCGUACCUUGGUGAGGCUGAGUGCGUGCGUCACCGUGGUGAUCAGCAUAUUCCUGCUCAUCCAGAGGAGUCCACUCACAUACUAUAUUUACUGCCUGUUGCCGGUGCCAGUGUGGUACUCUGUUUUUAAAGAGUCCAACACACUAACAGAUUUGAUUAAAUUGGCUCCGUCCCUGCCGCUGUGGAAAUGCUUUGGCUACUUUGUGCUGGUAGCAUUCGGCAUUGAACUGCUGGUGGUGAGUUUCUUUCAUCGCGCCAUGCUGACUGUGGGCCUGGCUGUCCUGUCUCUCUGGCCGAUGCUGUCAGGACUUUUUGACAAGGCUAAGUGCUGCUCAGUGAACUGGUUUCUGGGCUGCCUUUGCUUGGCUGCUUUCCCCCUGAUGCCUGUGGUGGGAAGAGAGUCCAAUACAAAUCUGGUGAUCUGUGCUGGUCUGCUCACUCUGUUUUUAUCAGUGUGUUUCCUCUGGCCAUCACGGAACAGGACAUCACUCCUCCUUCGUGAUAAACAGCAGCUUGUCAUACAGAUGCUGCAUGUGGCAGUGUCUGCAUGCGUGCCGUUCUUCACACACUCCAGCCUGCAGCAGAAACGGGGGCUGCCCCUUCUCGCUCAGCUCAUCAGUUGGGUCACAUUAGCCUCUUCCAUACCUGUUCCCUUGAUGAGCUCUACACGCCUGUUUCACCGGCUCCUCAGCGUAUUCCUCUCGCUCACAGCCACAUACCUUCUGCUUAGCACUGGGGCCGAGGCCUUGUUCCCUCCGGUGUUAUCUUGGUUGAUGUUUGUGUGGAUCAACAUUGAACAGGAAGCAACAAUCGCUGAGGGCACCUCUGGAAGGCAAGAGCUCUCCACUAUCGAUUUCUCCGCCAACAUUGACAUCUCCAAAAUUCGUCAGCUCAAGUUAGAUGACAUUCGGCGCUCCUAUUUCUUUGUUUUUUUCAUCAUCGUGGCUUUUUUUGGCACAGGGAACAUAGCGUCCAUUAACAGUUUUGACCCAACGUCGGUUUAUUGUUUCCUCACGGUCUUCAACCCCUUCAUCAUGGGAGGGUUGAUGAUGUGGAAGGUCAUCAUUCCAUUCAUAAUCGUAAUGUGCACGUUUGAGACGAUCCAAGUGACAACACAGCUGCCAUCGAGAAGCUUAUUUCUGAUCGUUUUGGUCAUCUCUGACGUGAUGGCUCUGCACUUUUUCUUCCUCGUGCAGGACUAUGGCACCUGGUUAGAGAUUGGCACAAGCAUCAGCCACUACGUUAUCGUGAUGUCGAUGACCAUCUUCCUGAUGUUGCUCAGUGUCGUCACGCACAUCCUCACCUCACAAAGAUUUGUUCUGUGGCGGCGACGCAAGAUGCACUUCCCCUGAACAAACAUGAGCAAAGCACAGAAGCUUUCGGUAGUGUUUGGGGUUAUAGACUCUCUCAUAAUGUAUCUAUAAUAUAUUUGACAUUGUAUUUUGCUGAACAAUAGUCAUUGAGUGACAUUUAUCAAAGCUGUGAGAAAACGUGGCAGUGUAUGCCUUUGAAGUCCUCAUUAAAAAGGUUGUUUCGCCCCA
Messenger RNA from Hippocampus comes (tiger tail seahorse), 3466 nucleotides. RefSeq names its product phosphatidylinositol glycan anchor biosynthesis, class N (gene pign). The record is from RefSeq and is a predicted model, not a curated record. NCBI's taxonomy places the organism in Eukaryota, Metazoa, Chordata, Actinopteri, Syngnathiformes, Syngnathidae. Gene Ontology annotation, cellular component: endoplasmic reticulum membrane. The coding region runs from base 476 to 3277 and encodes 933 amino acids. Gene Ontology annotation, molecular function: mannose-ethanolamine phosphotransferase activity. The transcript has 29 exons. Gene Ontology annotation, biological process: GPI anchor biosynthetic process.